Dovyalis caffra is the source of this 933-nucleotide messenger RNA. Lineage: Eukaryota; Viridiplantae; Streptophyta; Magnoliopsida; Malpighiales; Salicaceae. The record is from the annotation of a GenBank genome assembly.
AUGGAGAUAGAGGAAGGGCAAGCCCAAGCAAUCGAACAGUUUGUGGACAAUGCUUCUACUCUCGACACCACCUCCUCUCUCGCCAACCUCAUCGUCGAUGCCACCUCUCACCCUUCUCUCUUCGCUUUCUCCGAGAUUUUAUCCCUCCCUAAUCUCCUACAGCUACAAGGAACUGAGGAUUCUGCUUAUCUUGAUUUGCUUCGCUUGUUUGCUUAUGGAACCUGGCGUGAUUACAAAAGUAAUUCUGGUAUGCUACCAAAGCUGUUACCUGAUCAAAUCCUCAAGCUCAAACAACUCACUGUGCUUACUCUUUCUGAGACCAAUAAGGAUAAACUCUUGCUUCUUGUUAUAGUUCUCUCUUACGAUAAACUUCUAGAGGAACUUGAGGUUUCUAACGUGCGUGAACUUGAAGACUUCCUUAUCAAUGAGUGCAUGUAUGUGGGCAUAGUCAAAGGGAAGUUGAAUCAGCUGGGAAGAUGUUUUGAGGUGCAAUUUGCAGCAGGGAGGGAUCUGAUGCAUGGGCAGCUUGGGAGUAUGAUAGAUACAUUGGGAAAUUGGUUAGCCACUUCAGACAAUAUGCUUCCCUUGAUUGAAGAACAGAUUGAUUGGGCCAGUAAAAUGUGUCAGUUGGACAUGGAUCACCAGCAGGAACUCCAAGGUAGAAUUGAUGAAGCAAAGACAAAAAUCCAUUUUAAGAAAUCACAGUACAAGCAGGGCCUUUGCUUCUGGGAAAAUGGUGAUAAUUUUGACUGUCUUGGUGAAGCAAUGGCACAUGAAGAUGAUCUCCUCCGAUCCAAGAGAAACGCAGAAUGGGCUGGAACGACUGCAUACGCUUACGCAAGGACAUUUGAUCCAACAAGUUACGGAAUUCAUGGCGCCAUUACUGGAAAUCUGAGAGGUUUGCUCGAUGAUUUUUCUCAUAUAUCUACAUGA